Messenger RNA from Calliphora vicina (urban bluebottle blowfly), 606 nucleotides. RefSeq names its product TBP-associated factor 10b (gene Taf10b). The record is from RefSeq and is a predicted model, not a curated record. Gene Ontology annotation, cellular component: SAGA complex; nucleus; transcription factor TFIID complex. The transcript is spliced from 2 exons. Gene Ontology annotation, biological process: transcription initiation at RNA polymerase II promoter. Bases 55 to 489 code for a protein of 144 amino acids. Lineage: Eukaryota; Metazoa; Arthropoda; Insecta; Diptera; Calliphoridae. Gene Ontology annotation, molecular function: promoter-specific chromatin binding; RNA polymerase II general transcription initiation factor activity.
AAAUACAAUUUUCACAAACAAAUCUUUUAAUUACUAUAAAAAUAAUAUAUAACAAUGAUUGGUACAAAUUUUGGUAUAUUUCGGCCAGCCAAUGCUGGAUCUAAUACAAAUGGUAAUAAUCAAGGUGGUUCAGCUGCGGCCGUUAAUCCUGUACAAGAGGGUUCCCAAUUAAGUGAUUUUAUGUUGCAAUUAGAAGACUAUGUUCCCACUGUUCCAGAUGCUGUUACAGCUUUUUAUCUUAAUUCUGCCGGUUUUGAUUCCAAUGAUCCACGAAUAAUACGUCUCAUAUCGGUGGCCACACAAAAAUUCAUCUCAGAUGUUGCAAAUGAUGCUUUGCAACAUUGCAAAACACGUACAAAUAAUCAAAAUGGUAACGCGAAAUCUGUUAAGCCUACCAAGGAUCGCAAAUACACCAUGACCAUGGAUGAUUUGGCUCCUGCCUUAGCAGAUUAUGGCAUUACAGUCAGGAAAGCUCAAUAUUUCCCUUGAUUUAUUAUAUUAAUUUAGGUAUAGAUUUUAUUACUAAUACAAAUUAUAAUAAUUAUAAUGUCAAUAUCAAUGUUAAAUUCCAAAUACAUUCAUUAUGAUCUUUGACUUAAUACUAAA